This is a messenger RNA of Ochotona curzoniae (black-lipped pika), 2244 nucleotides long. RefSeq names its product protein phosphatase with EF-hand domain 2 (gene PPEF2). The record is from RefSeq and is a predicted model, not a curated record. The transcript has 16 exons. Gene Ontology annotation, molecular function: manganese ion binding; iron ion binding; protein serine/threonine phosphatase activity. Gene Ontology annotation, cellular component: nucleus; cytosol. The coding region runs from base 1 to 2244 and encodes 747 amino acids. Gene Ontology annotation, biological process: negative regulation of MAPK cascade; detection of stimulus involved in sensory perception. Lineage: Eukaryota; Metazoa; Chordata; Mammalia; Lagomorpha; Ochotonidae.
AUGGGAAGUGGCAUCUCCACGCAACAUCAUUUUGCUUUUCAGAAUGCAGAGAAAGCCUUCAAGGCGGCGGCCCUGAUCCAGCGAUGGUACCGUCGCUACGUGGCCCGGCUGGAGAUGAGGCGUCGCUGCACCUGGAGCAUCUUCCAGUCCAUAGAGUACGCUGGGCAGCAAGACCAGGUCAAGCUGCAUGACUUCUUCAGCUACCUCAUGGAUCACUUCACCCCCAACAGCCACAAUGAGAAGGACUUCCUGGACCGCAUGUUUACAGAGGAGCGAUUCCCCCGGGACCCGGAGGUGGACAAGUGCAAUGACUAUGAAUCCAUUGAGGUCCCCGACAGUUACACGGGGCCACGCCUUUCCUUCCCACUCCUUCCCAACCAUGCGACAGCCCUGGUGGAAGCUUUCAGACUAAAACGACAGCUCCAUGCUCGCUAUGUCUUGAAUCUCUUGUACGAAACCAGGAAGCAUCUGGCCCAGCUGCCAAACAUCACCCGGGUCUCGACCUGCUACAGCGAGGAGAUCACUGUGUGUGGAGAUUUACACGGCCAGCUGGAUGACUUAAUAUUUAUAUUUUAUAAGAACGGCCUCCCAUCGCCAGAGCGGGCCUAUGUGUUCAACGGCGACUUUGUGGAUCGAGGCAAGGAGUCAGUGGAGAUCCUGAUGAUUCUUUUCGCCUUCAUGCUGGUUUACCCUAAGGAGUUCCACCUUAACCGAGGAAACCACGAGGACCACAUGGUGAACCUGCGAUAUGGCUUCACCAAGGAGGUGAUGUAUAAAUAUCAGGUCCAUGGCAAGAAAAUAUUAAGAACUCUUCAAGAUGUUUUCUGUUGGCUUCCGCUGGCCACUGUGAUUGAUGAGAAAGUCUUGGUUCUUCAUGGAGGAGUGUCAGAUAGGACUGACCUGGAACUUUUGGCCAAACUUGACAGGCACAAGAUCGUCUCCACCAUGAGGUACACAACUAGGAAAGAGACUGAGAAGCCAGCAGCGCAGGUCAAGAGAGGAGGCGAGCAGGCGAGUUGCGCGCAGAGGCCCACCCCGUGGUUCCUCCCCCAGAGCCGCUCACUCCCCUCCUCGCCGUCACGCGUGGGCUCGGCCCCCACGACUCCCAAGUCCAGCCGGUCCUGCAGCGUCCCCUGCAACAGCCCCCUCGCCCGGAAGGAGCAGUCGCGGCAGAUGCGUCACUCUGUGGACUUGGAACUGGCACAGUGCUGGCGACAGGCCACCGGGGACACUGAGACACCCCUGUCCCCCGUCGGGGUGAGCCCUGAGGCUGGAGACCUGCUUGUGGCCACCCGGGAGGAGUGGAGUCAGGUCGUGGACAUCCUGUGGAGUGACCCAAUGGCUCAGGAGGGCUGCAAGGCCAACACAGUUCGCGGAGGAGGUUGUUACUUUGGGCCUGAUGUGACAGAAGCAUUGCUCCGGAAACACGGCCUGCAGUUGCUGAUCCGCUCCCAUGAGUGCAAGCCCGAGGGCUACGAGUUCUGCCAUAACCGCAAGGUGUUGACCAUCUUUUCUGCCUCCAACUACUACGAAGUUGGCAGUAACAGAGGGGCUUACGUGAAGCUGGGGCCAGCCCUGACCCCUCAUAUUGUGCAGUACCAAGCUAACAAGGCGACCCACACGCUCACCAUGAGGCAAAGGAUAAGCAGAGUGGAGGAGUCAGCUCUGAAGGCUCUCCGGGAAAAGUUAUUUGCUCACUCCUCGGCGCUCCUGAGUGAAUUUAAGAAGCGUGAUGCAGACAGGAGCGGCUGGAUCUCCCUGGGCGACUGGGCCGAGGCCGUGGAGUCCGUGCUGCACCUCGGACUGCCCUGGCGGAUGCUGAGGCCCCAGCUGGUGAGCGGCCUGGCAGAUAACGCGCUGGAGUACGAGUCCUGGUUGGAGAACUUGGCUAAGGAACAAGUGAGCCAUGAGAACAUCCAGUCCAGUCUGCUGGAAACGCUCUAUCGCAACCGGUCCAACCUCGAGACCAUUUUCAGGAUCAUAGACAGCGACCACUCAGGGUUCAUCUCACUGGAUGAGUUCAGGCAGACCUGGAAGCUCUUCAGCUCCCACAUGAACAUCAGCAGCACGGAGGACUGCAUCUGCGACCUUGCCCGAAGCAUUGACUUCAACAAGGAUGGCCGCAUCGACAUCAACGAGUUCCUGGAGGCGUUCCGCCUGGUGGAGCGGUCCUGCUCCGGGGACCGGGCCCUGGCUGGCUCUGCCUGCACCGACGCCGGCGGCGGCACACCGGGUGCACCCUGA